AUGCACUUUGUAGUGACAGGUUUUUGCUGUGCGGCUGCCCCGGUCGAGAAGCCGCACGACGACAAGGUCACAGAGGUGGCGGUAUUGCGUGAAGAACUCGAAUCAGAAAGCACCCGGACAGAGCCGGUUUUGAGUGGUGACGAAGUCGAAUCGCGAAGCUCUCCGACAGAAGUGGCUUUGAGCGCAGACCCUGUCCUACCGGUGGCGUAUUUGACGUUCACCCGGCCGAAUGGAGAACCUGAGGUUCUGGAAUUCACGUCGAGACCGUUAGGUUUCCGGAUCUCCCACACCCAUCCCUACACGGUCACGAACAUUGGUGCAGGCCACAGAUCAGCAGUCCAGCCAGGAUGGGUGCUAACACAUGUCGAUGGUGAGCAAUUGUCGGUUGCUUGCUAG
Molecule: messenger RNA, 396 nt
Organism: Symbiodinium natans
Lineage: Eukaryota; Dinophyceae; Suessiales; Symbiodiniaceae
Source: the annotation of a GenBank genome assembly